Molecule: messenger RNA, 1790 nt
Organism: Zerene cesonia (dogface butterfly)
Lineage: Eukaryota; Metazoa; Arthropoda; Insecta; Lepidoptera; Pieridae
Gene: PolD3
Product: DNA polymerase delta subunit 3
Exons: 1
Coding region: 232-1569 (445 amino acids)
Biological process (GO): DNA strand elongation involved in DNA replication; DNA synthesis involved in UV-damage excision repair; nucleotide-excision repair, DNA gap filling
Cellular component (GO): delta DNA polymerase complex; nucleus
Molecular function (GO): DNA-directed DNA polymerase activity
Source: RefSeq, a predicted model, not a curated record
AUAUAAAAAUUCGCGCUUCCUCUCGGCUCCAACUUGCUGAGUGCUGUGUAUUGUUGACAAAUUACAUAAAAAUUACCUUUACUACCACUACUAAUUGUACUUCUAAACGAUUAUAUUGCUGUAGGUACACAUCGCAGUUUACUCAUUGUGUAGUUCAUUACUUACUCUGUGCUCAUUGUAUGAAAAAUUAAUUUUACUCCCAUAUAUUAAAAGUGAUCAGUCGGUAAAGCUAUGGAAACUAAUGAGGACAAUGUAUCAAACUUGAGCACAUUAAAGGAGAUCAUUCUGGAUGAAGGAAAGUUAGUCACAUAUAUAUCUUUGAGUAAGGACCUUUGCAUUCAUAUUAAUAGCAGCAAAUCGUUACUUAAGGUUUUUAUUGAAACAAUUCGAAAAAAUGACCCAAAACAAGAGUUAAGUGUUAGUUAUUUGAUAUCAGGAUUAAUCGAUGACAAUAAAGCUAAAGUUUCCGUUUGUCCAGCAAAUGAGUUAGAAAACAUAAAGAAGACAUUCAAAAUAAUAUUUUUUCAACAUGUAUACAGUGUUUGUAAAGGAACAUCACAUGUCGAUUCUGCUGCUUAUGUAUCUCUCAAUAAAUAUGAUGAUUUUAAUUUAUGUUCUGGUGUAAUUAAAAAUAGCAAUUGUAUGAAAAGAUCCUUUGAGGAAAUUACUAGUCUUAAAAGUAAUAGUCAAGAAGUUUUAGUUGACAAAAAACCUAUUUUAUUGCAAAAGAAAAAUAUUAAAGAGGCACUACCUAAAGCUGCUAGUGUAAAUAAUGUUGAUAAAACUAUAAAAACUGAAUCAAAUCAUAAGGAAAUUAAGAAAGAAAUUUUAUCUCCUCAAAAAGAAAACAUUAAUAAACAAAAUGUAAGCAAAGCCUCAGCUCAAAAAGGAAUUGCAGGAUUUUUUAAUAAGCAAAACAGUAGUAAUAAAAAUAAAGAAUUAAAACCAUCUGUAAAAGAACAAUCAACUAUCAUUAAAGAAGAAAGCAACGUUAUUGAGGAAAUGGAAACAGACGAAGUGGAAGUUGUAACUCAAGUUAAGGCUGAGGUGAAGAAAGAAAAACAAUUUAAUGGAAACAAUAAAGUUUUGAAUCAAAUAAAGAAAAAUUCUAAAGUUGAUAAGAAACGAAAAAGAGUUCUGAGGGUUUCAGACAGCGAAAGUGAAGAUGAGGAUGAUCCUUUUGAAAAGGAAGAUAAAACUAAUGAAAAAAUUGAUUCAGAUGAUGAAAUACCUCCAACACCGACUGUGAAUAACUUAAAGAUUACCACUGGGAUUGUCAACCCUAGGAAAAAGCGAAAGGUUGUUGAUAAAACCUACAUGAGUGAUGAUGGUUACAUAGUUACCAAACGUGAAGAAGUGUAUGAAAGUUGUUCAGAUAAUGAAGAUCAUGAAGAAAAGCAACCAGUCAAAGAUUCUUUAAAACAGGAAGAAAAUCCUUCUGUAAAGCAGGGAAAAAUUGAAAUAUCACCAAAAAUUAAAUCUAGUGACACAAAAGUUUCUAAGAAAAAAAUCUCACCUCCUCAAAAGGGGAAACAAGCCACAUUAAUGAAUUUCUUUAAAAAAAAAUAAGGAACUGAUUAAAUGUGUAAAAAAUGCCUAUUUCUGUUUUAUAAAAUUUGUCAUGUUAAAAUAAUGUUAAUACUUCAAGUUAAAAUCAAGUUUAGUGAGUUGCAUAUACUGUACCAAACAUUUUUUAAAUAUGUAAAUUAUUUGUUUCCAAUCAUGAAUGAUAUUACAGAAUAUGAACAUUUAUAACUCCAACAAUAUAUUUUAAUCUCAAUCAUAGGGAA